Nanorana parkeri is the source of this 2827-nucleotide messenger RNA. RefSeq names its product leucine zipper and EF-hand containing transmembrane protein 1 (gene LETM1). Gene Ontology annotation, cellular component: mitochondrial inner membrane. The transcript is spliced from 14 exons. The record is from RefSeq and is a predicted model, not a curated record. Lineage: Eukaryota; Metazoa; Chordata; Amphibia; Anura; Dicroglossidae. Gene Ontology annotation, molecular function: calcium ion binding; ribosome binding. Gene Ontology annotation, biological process: intracellular monoatomic cation homeostasis. The coding region runs from base 144 to 2360 and encodes 738 amino acids.
UCCGCCCCGUAGCCGGCAGUAGGUUGGCAUUCAGCGGGUGGAGGUGGAGUGAGAGCCGCUGACAGAGGGACAUGGGGCAACAUUCAACCCGGACCUACCGCAGCCAUUGAUCUGUCACCUCGAGCUCAUCCCGUCCUUACACCAUGGCGUCCCUUCUACUAAGAGGAGGCCUACCCCGAGGUCCUAUCAUCCGGGGGGACUGCCUGAGGGGCCUUUUUGCUGAACGUCUGUGUCUUGGUUGCACUUCUCUACGGUUGGUGAAUAACAGGAGUUCUCAUAUCCGAAGUUGCACUGCUGCCCACCCUGUUUACAUUUCCAUAAGAGACAGGAGUAAAGCACAUUCAUGGACUAACAGGCCUGAAAGAACAUAUUACAAAGUCCACAGUCCUUUGCCCGCAUGGAGGGGCCUGGCCGGAAGUGGCUCUUUAGUCCCCCAGUACCUGUCUGUCAGGAGUCUUCACUCUUCAAAACCACUUUUCGAUGACUCUGUGGUAGAGAAAUCCUUGAAAUCUUUGAAGGAUAAAAACAAAAAGCUGGAAGAGGGUGGCCCAGUCUAUAGUCCAACCACAGAAGUGGAGACUGUAAAGAAGUCUAUAGGACAGAAGGUCAUGGAUGAGUUAAAGCACUACUAUCAUGGCUUCCGCCUUCUGUGGAUCGACACCAAAAUUGCCGCAAGAAUGAUUUGGCAGAUUCUCAAUGGUGCUAUCUUGUCUCGAAGGGAAAGGAGGCAGUUCCUGAGGAUAUGCGCUGACCUCUUCCGACUGGUCCCCUUCCUUGUAUUCGUCAUUGUCCCCUUCAUGGAGUUUCUUCUGCCAGUUGCAGUGAAGUUGUUUCCAAAUAUGCUGCCUUCCACAUUUGAGACCAUUUCUAAGAAGGACGAAAGAUUGAAGAAAGAGCUGAGAGUGAAGUUGGAAGUGGCCAAGUUCUUGCAGGAUACCAUUGAGGAGAUGGCACUGAGGAACAAAGCUGCCAAAGGCGACGUGGCCAUAGAGUUUUCCUCCUUUUUCCAGAAGAUCCGUAGCACUGGAGAAAGGCCAAGCAAUGAAGAGAUCCUGCGAUUCUCCAAGCUUUUCGAGGAUGAACUGACUCUGGAUAACCUGACUAGGCCACAGCUCGUAGCUCUGUGUAAACUCCUAGAACUCCAGUCUAUUGGGACAAAUAACUUCCUGCGAUUCCAGCUCACCAUGAAGCUGAGAUCCAUUAAAGCCGAUGACAAGCUGAUUGCGGAGGAAGGAGUGGACACGCUGAAUGUAAAAGAGCUACAGGCGGCAUGUCGUGCCAGAGGAAUGAGAGCGCUCGGCGUCACAGAAGAACGGUUAAGAGACCAGCUGAAGCAGUGGUUGGAUCUGCAUUUGAAUCAGGAAAUCCCCACAUCAUUACUGCUAUUGUCCCGAGCUUUGUAUCUCCCGGACACACUCUCACCAGCUGAUCAACUCAAAACAACUCUGCAGACUUUACCCGAAAGCAUGGCUAAAGAGGCCCAGGUGAAGGUGGCAGAAGUAGAAGGAGAAAAGGUGAAUAACAAGACCAAGCUGGAAGCCACUCUGCAGGAAGAGGAGGCGAUUAGGAAGGAGAAGGAGAUGGACAGGUUGGCUGAGGCAGCUCCUGAACUGGAACCUGCGAAGAUGACUUCAGCACCUGAAGAAGUGCAACCUACAAGUGCAGCUGACCGACCCGAAGUAUUGAUCGAUGCUGCUCCUGUGUUGUUCGAUGCUGCUCCUGUGUUGGAGGGCAUUAAGGGUGAAGAGCUAACUAAGGAGGAAAUUGACAUUCUGAGCGAUGCUUGCACUAAGCUGAAGGAGCAGAAGAAGUUACUAACAAAGGAGAAGGAAGAGCUUCUGGAGCUGAAGGAUGAUGUCCAGGAGUACAGUGAGGAUCUGGAAGAAAUGAAGAAGGAGCUCUCCAAGACCGGACAAGAGAAGGUGGUUGAAGAAUCGAAGGCCAGUAAGAGAUUAACCAAGAGGGUCAAUCGUAUGAUUAUUCAAAUGGAUAAGAUCAUGACUGAAAUGGAGAAUGAGGACCGGGUACUGGAUGAGCAUGCACCAAGUGGCUCUGCCCCACCUGUGGGGGAAAAUCUAGUCAGCAUUACUGAACUGGUUAACCUCAUGAGGCACAUUCAGAAGAUCCCUGAACAGAAGCUGCUGAGAAUUGCCGCAGCCCUGGAUGAAAACAAGGAUGGAAAGAUCGACCUGGAUGAUGUGGCAAAGGUUGUGGAACUGAUUGACAAGGAAGAUAUCAACAUUUCCACCAGCCAGGUAGCUGAGAUCAUGGAGCUCCUGCAGAAGGAGGAGAAGCUGAUGGAGAAGGAGAAAGCCAAAGAGAAGGCGGAGAAGGAGCAGAUGGCCGAAGUGCAGAAUUAAACAUCCCAGACACAUCAUCUCCACUGACAUAUAACAUUCACAAUGCUGCUGCCAUGUCCUGAGGUUCUUUUGCUUUUGAGGUGCCCAGCCGCAUAUUCACGAGCACUGUUUAUACGUUGGUGAAAUAAAGGCUUCCUUCAAGUCAUCUGCCAUCAUUCCAUCAGCAUCAGGCUAAGUUUUAUUUUUAAAGAUUUCUUGUCGUUUGAAUGAAAACCUGAAGAUGAAUUGUAAGAUCACAUAGAGCACAAUAUUAUUUUUGUACACCAAUCCCUCCAUUUUGGUUUAGUUUCUGAGUGUUGGCAGAACAAUUGUUUACUGCUAGUUCUGCAAACAGUUUAGAUUUUAAACCUUUUUUUGUUGUGUGUUUUUUUUUGUUUUUUUUUAAAGGGUUUUUCAGUCUAAAUGUAGAGUAGACUCCAUGCUUUAGGGCAGUACUUAGAGUAGAUAGCACUCCCCUUGUGUGCAGU